CCAGGCCAAUCCAACCUUUCUAUCCUGCCACUCUGUUAACAACAUCUUCCACCUUAAACCGUCCCUCUAGAACAACAUACACACAUGCCAAAAACAUUGACAGAAAACAAUACCUCCAUUUUAACGGAGGUAAAAAUUCAGCGGUCAUAACGAUGAGAUAAUGAUGUGCAUUCUGACUUGUUUUGUUGUACAAUUGCCCUUGCCACACGUCAUUCGGCUAUGUUUUGCAUCCACACACCAGAGGGACAGGUUACAAAGUAAACACAAUAACACAAUGGUGUUGGCGGGGCAGUGCGUCACGGUACCUGGUGGUAUUCAAACAGAUAGGUUUCGUACCGAGAACCCACAGGUAACCAUAUGGCAGUUUUCCACACACACCGAGAGACUAUGUGAUCAUCGUCAACGUUUCCAGACGUCAGACCACCUCAACUGACAUCGCCAUGGGAUCUGGUUCGUCCUCAACAAAGCAGACAAACGUGCCGCCAGUUCACAAUCCUGCUCCACCUGUCUACACACCUGUACCUCAGUAUGCACAGCCCGUCCCCCAGCAGCAGGUGUACUACAUGCACCCGUGGCCGCCGCCUGGGACACCGCCUCACGGGGGGCAGUCAACACCCCCUCCUCCCACACAGUGGACAGACGGUGACCGGUGUCCCCGUGUCCUGGAGGGGCCGGACUACCUGCCCGACGUCCCUGAUGACGUAGCCGACAGGUGGAAGCUCACCUGCAGGAUGUGCAGUUUACACAUGAACGACGAGAUAACCCAGCGUGCGCUGCCCACGCCGGAGGGCAUGCUGACGUACUCCGUACACCGCCAUGGUCACGUGCCCAUGCACGUCAUCCACACGCCAGAACCGUACUCAGACAAGACAGCCUUCACGGAACUGGACAACCACGCCAUCAAGACGCCCACCCACCUGAAUGCGGACUUCAGCCGGCUGGUGACCUACCUGGUGCAGCCGGCGCGCACGGAGCUGCAGAGGGCCCGGGUCCUGUUCCGCUGGGUCUCCGCACAGAACGUCAGCAACAUGCGCCUCCCCGACCAGCCGCAGGAAAACACUCCCGAAUGGUACCUCAAGCAGAUCCAGCAGAAAAAGACUUACCUGUAUCCUGUUCUCUUCCUAAACCUGUGCAGACAUGCAGGCCUAACGUGCAGCUACGUCCGUGGAUACGCCAAGAGCGCCCGACUCUUCCCCGGUACCAAGUACGUAGGGACCGAGCCGAUGGGCACGUGGACCGUGGUGCGCAUAGACGGGUGUUGGGGGUUCGUGGACUCUCACUGGGGAUCCUUUUCCGUCAUCGACGAUGACGACGACAAAGAGUUAGAAGAUCUGCAGUCUCAAAUCGCUAUUGACGAGUUCUACUUCCUUCCUAACCCUCUCCACUACCUGAGUUCACACUGCCCCAGCGAUCCGAGCUGGCAGCUCAUCGACAACCCCAUACCGCUUAGCGACUUUGAGGCCCACGUGAAAUGUAACCAGCGGUUCUUCGCACACAAGCUACGGCUGCUAAGUCACCACAACGGUCUUGUAGAGACAGUGGACGGCACAGUGGACCUCUACAUCGGAUAUCGACCAGAAGACGAGGACAUCCAGUUCUAUUAUAACCUGAAGACCAAGGAAGAACGGUCACGAUGGAGGGGAAUCAAACUGGACAGGUUCGUCACGCAACAGAGAAAGAAGGGCGCAGCCGUCUUCAACAUCACCCCUCCGGAGAAAGGAAGGUUUCUGUUCGAGCUCUUCUUUGGGCUGAAGGGACAAAGUUUCUAUCACUACGCGUGCGAGUACAUGAUCCUGUGUUCCCAGGCGUUGCCUCAGGAAGAAAACGACCCCAUACCGGCAUGGAAGGGCAUCUGGGGACCCGGGAAGAUGGUAGUGGAGAAAGGAAUGGUGGCAGUGUCUCACAAAUCUCCAUACGUACAGUGUCCGAACGGAAAAGCAGAGAUAGUCUUCUCCUCACCCGGAAAUCACAACUUUCUCGCGAAGCUGUACGAGACUUCGAUGGACGAAACGCACCUGAAGCGUUACGUGGCACACGAGAUCAUCGACGACCAAGUGAAGUUUUACGUCAACCUACCAAAAGCGGGCAAGCACGGUCUUGGUAUCUUCACGCAAGAAGGUAACGACGAGAAUGCGUACGCCCUGCUGUGUAACUACAUCACACAGUGCCAGGCAGAUGAAUCUUCUAUCAACGAGCAGCCUUUUCCAGCGGUGCCGAGAGGUCGCUUCGGUCCGGUCCUUCCCGACUUCCAAGAACUUGGUCUCUCCGCAGUCGGCAGCGCGUUCGUAGAGUGUGAAACGGGAGAACUUCAGUUGAGUCUGAAAGGCAGUCACGCGCUGACGUACAGCCACGAACUGUUCUGGGAGACGCUGAACGAGAAGGUGAACAUGAGCGAGUACGUCCAGAGACAAGUCGUGGACGGAAACGUGGAAUUCCUCCUCCGUCUUCCCCGUAUCGGGAUGUACCGUCUCGCCGUGUAUGCUCAGACAGCGGGAAGCACCGGCGCGCCAAGAAACGUCUACAACUACUGCAUCAAUUGUACGGGCACGCAACUUGAUGUAGAGCCUUUCCCAGCGGCCAGCGCUACUUUUGUGGAACCGGCACUGAGCCACGAGGACACAGAGGAACGGUUCAUCCAAUCAGAGCACGGUGACAUCAAAAUAGUCUUCGGCAAAGGAACACCAAAAGGCAUCGAGCACAAACUAAUCUGUCUUAUGGACGGCGAGGAAGUAGAUGUGUCUUCCUACGCCUUCAUCCAAGACAAUCCUGACAACGGAGAGGAAACCGUCGUGCACUUACGUCUUAAAGAAGCUGGCAAGUACAAGCUGUCGCUGUCCACCAAGGACCCAGACCAAGAAGGACGAACCACGUUUUCCAGUUACGUCAUCCAGACCACGAAGGGUAUGGAAGACUGUGUGGAGUUUCCGGAGAGGCUGCUCGGCUGGUGGAGUGACUACCAGAUGCACGAACCGCUGUCCCGUUUCCUCAAGGCGAAGGAGACCUUCACCUUCAAGGGCUGCUUUCCAAGGGCGUCAGAAGUCGCGGUGAUGCUGCCGACAUCAGAGUGGAUCCAGCUGAAGAAAGGGGAUGGCAAUGAGUGGGAGGAAGUGGUGACCAUGCCGGGGAACAAGUACGUUGGCCAGGCGGUCACCGUCAACGUGCUUCCCGAUACAGAAGACGGAGACUACACGGAGGUCUUGGGAUAUGUCGUGGAAAAAGGCGAAGACACGGGACACGAGGAGGAGGACCAGAUAACGCGUCUAGAAGAAGAAGACACGGAGGAAGACUUGUUUGAGGGACAGAUGGAAGAGUACCAGCUCGUCUUGAGACAGCACCGCCGGACCAUCGCGGAUGAGAUGAACCCGGAGAAGGUCAUCCCCAGGUUUGAGGAGAACAGGUUCAUUGAUGAGGAAGAGGCGCUGGAGCUGACUGAACAACUUCCUGACAACCCGAACGAGGUCAACAAGCAGCUGCUAAAUGUGGUGCAGAGAGAGGGAGAAGAUGCCUUCGUCACACUCCGUGACGUCAUGAAAGAAACGGGACAGGACAAAAUCAUGGAAGUCAUCGAGGAUGUGGUGAUUGUGGUACCCAACAAUAAAUAUGACAAGCUGCGGAAGAAGCUUGCUGAGGCGAUGCUCGCCAAGAACAAGGGGAGGCUGGAGCAGAUCAUGGCGGAGUGUCGCGAGCAGGGGAUGGACGAGGAGGACGAUGUCUUGAAGGAGGCACAGAGAACUCUGGACCUAAUCGAAGCCCGUCAAGGACUCAAAAAGGCCAUCAAAACACGGCACAGAGACCAACUCCAAGCUGCAGUCAAAGCCGCCAAACCGUUCAAGAACGAGCUCCGGAAGCACAUGAACGAAGCAGAAGAAAUCCUUGACAAGAUCAAACGUCUCGACAAGUUACGUCACGCCAUCAUGGCCAUGAACCAGGCGACCAUCGCGGAGAUCAAGACGUACAACAACCCUCCUCCUGCCGUCUACAAGGUCAUGAUGGCGACCUUCCUGUUGCUAGGCAACACCAUGGCACAGGUCAACGACUGGGUGUCCCUCCUAGCUCUGAUCGGUAAGACGGGACGGCAGAGCCUGAAGCGGCGGGUGAAGAACUGCGAGCCGGCUAACAUCUCAUCGGAGACCGCCGAGGAAGCCAAGCAGUGCCUGGGAGACCUCAGUCUGGAUGGCGUCCGGGACCAAAGUUCAGGAGCAGCUACCUUCUAUGUCUGGUCGGUGGGGACGAUCAGCGAGGUGGAGGAGAUGGCUCUUACCAAGCAAAAGGCAAACUCGAAAGCCACCGGGUGAUUUCUAUGUAAUACAGAAGCAAAUGUAUUAACUAUUACAACUAAGGGGACCUUUUGACCCCCUUUUGUAUUGCUUAUGGGAUUAAAUGAUGCCUGACACGGUGACAUGGUUGUAUAAUACCCGGAAUGGCAGUAUAUGAUAUGCUCUGAAUAGCGUAACCACGAAAACGUCACAUCUGUUAAGAAGGAAUGUUUUGGAAGUCUAGAAAUAACGCUUCGUGUGACCCUUUAUCCUUGCAAUAGAAAACACUGACAAAGACAUGAACCUGUUAGGUUUGUAUAUUUGAAUAUGUCACAUCUCUAGAAGUUUAACAAGAUUUGCGUUAUUUUCUCUUAAAUACGUAUCUGGCGAAAUGUAUAAAUGUUUGUGUGUACAAAGAAGCAUUAUUCUAAACACUGUGGGGCUGAAGUAAUCAGAAAAUGUGCGUAAAACGUGCUAAAGGGUAUACACGUGCCUUGAUCAACUCAAUGAAUACGAUCCAAUUGCGUUUUGUAUAAAAUGAUGUCAUGUGUAAGAUUUCUGUGUAAGAUGUAAAAGAAGGAGAUAUGGUACAGAAAUGCAGUAUGGCUUUCCGCUCCACGUUGGUAAGAAAUGGUUAUUUAAACGACAUGUUAUUCUCUCAAUACAAAUAAACGAGGCUUUUAUUAAGCUUAUCAGCAAAUA
This is a messenger RNA of Branchiostoma floridae (Florida lancelet), 4958 nucleotides long. RefSeq lists its product as uncharacterized. Gene Ontology annotation, biological process: regulation of apoptotic process. The transcript has 13 exons. NCBI's taxonomy places the organism in Eukaryota, Metazoa, Chordata, Leptocardii, Amphioxiformes, Branchiostomatidae. The record is from RefSeq and is a predicted model, not a curated record. Bases 441 to 4295 code for a protein of 1284 amino acids.